CGUAUUCACACGUCAUAUCGUUCGCACCGUUUCACCAUGAAUACGUGGAGUCAGUAACUCCAGGUAAGCGUCGUCACGCGGCCCUGGAUCAAAGACCUUCAGCAUAAAAAGGGUGUGUCGGGGGAAUAUUUCGGCAGUAUCCCCUCAGACUCCAGCCAUGCGGAACUCUGGUCUCCUAGUUCUUGUCCUGCUGGUGGGGUCGUCUGUCGGCAGGCCACAGCUUGGUCUAGGAGACUCCGACAGAGACACUUCAAGAGGAACAAGAAGAGGUGGAGUGACAUCAGGACCAUCCUCAGGCAGGCAGAGAGGUCAAAACAGCCAAGGAGUCUUUGACGACGGUAGAACCUCGAUCACCUAUGUUGAUGAUGCCAAUAGCAACACCAACGGCAACAGAGGCUCGUCGAGUGACAGUGGUCGGGGUGUAUCCACUGGAGGUAGCUCCUCAAGCUUUCCUAGACAAGGCGGAUUUGGCUCGCAGAAUAACUUUGGUACCCCAGGUAGUUUUGGCUCACAGAAUAAUUUUGGCUUUCCAGGCGGUUUUGACUCAACAGGUGGGUUUGGAGCACCAGCAUUUGGCUCGCCAGGCGGUUUUGCCCUACCUGGUAGUUUUCCUGCUCAAAAUGGUUUAAUUUCUCCAUUUGCCUUCAACAAUCCCCAAAGCCUCUUGAACUCCCUGAACAUUAAUGACUUGGGCCUAAACAACGGAGGUGGAUUUGACAACGGAGGUGGCUUUGGCAACGGAGGCUUCGGUACCCCAUUCAACGGAGGUAAUAACUUUAAUCCGCUCAGUUUAGCUGCUGGUAGUGGACAGAAUGGCCUGCAAGGUAAUGGAUUCAACAACCCAGGUUUCGGUAACUCAGGAUUUCCAGUAAACGCCUUUGCUAACUCAGACAAUUCUGCUGGUGGCUUUGGAAACAGAGGUUUACCUGCUGGAAACGUUGGUAACACACAGUUCCCUGCUGGAAGUCUCGGUAACACUCAGUUCCCUGCUGGAAGCCUCGGCAACACACAGUUCCCUGUUGGAAACUUCGGCAACACACAGUUCCCUGUUGGAAACUUCGGCAACACUCAGUUCCCUGCCGGCUUCGGUAAUACCCAGUUCCCUGCCGGAGGUUUCGGUAACACAGGAUUCCCUGCUGGAAGCUUUGGAAACACAGGCAUACCAGUUGCAACGUUUGGUAACUCAGGCUUCCCUGCUGCUGCUUUUAGUAACACUGGAUUACCUGUUGGUGGCUUUGGAAACACUAAUGUACCUGCUGGGGGUUUCGGAAACACAGGAUUCCCAGUUGGAGCCUUUGGAAACACAGGCAUUCCUGUUGGAACCUUCGGUAACUCAGGAUUCCCUGCUGGAGCCUUUGGUAACUCAGGAUUCCCUGUUGGUACUUUUGGUAACACAGGCUUCCCUGCUGCAAGCUUCGGAAGCAAUGGCUUCCCUGCUGGUACCUUUAGUAAUUCAGGAUUACCAGUGAGUGGCUCAUCAAGUACACCUUUAAAUCUCUCUCAAAGCGCAAGUGCUCCAGCGAGUGGCUUCAGCAACGGCGAUACUUCUGGCACAGGCUCCAUUCAAAGGGCUCUCAAAAGUUCAGGUCACCGUCUAGCAGGAGGACCAAAAACCACUACUUCCCAGAAGAGCUAAAGGAAUAGCUCAGAAUUCAGAUGUAAAAGACCAAUAUAUCCUAUUCUUCUUGGUUUGUACGUAUCUUUCACUUACCUGAGGAUUCAAGAACGUUUUCGACUUGCUCACCUUAGACUACGUCACGAAAGUGGCAGCCAAAUUAGCGUCAAAGCUCUGCUGAGACUUUACUGUCAUCAACAAGCGUUCUUUCAUCCACCGGUGACAGAAGAAACGAAAACGAAUCCGGAUUGCUUUGAAUCCUGCAGCAGAACUGUGUACAUUCUCAGAUGUCAGGAACGACACUACAAGAGGCUUCCAUGCCAUGUUGAUUUCUGCAAGUCAUUUUAUAUAAGUAAACUGUGAUUGUUAUACUCGUUUUAAUCAUCCAAUAUAGAGUAAUGGAGGAAUUAUAAUAGGCUUUCUUAAAAAGUUCAUCUAUAAAGUGCGAUUUGUUUAAAUGCAUUUGAAAAUAAAAGAGCAAAUAUUCUAAGGGCCUUUACAGGUACAUUUUUUCAACCGCAUUUACAAUAAUCGCUCUAUAUUAGAGAAGCUUUAUAAACUAGAUGACGCUAUAAGAAUAUUUGGCUGUUUUUUACGUUUAAGCUUACCAACUACGCUGUGAUCAAAUCUGCUCAGAGCAUGUGAUGUAUGUCAGUAUAAAGUAACAUAUUCAGAGAUAACCUUAAAAGACUUGCAUACACCACUUUUUUUGUAAAUAUCAAAUUAUUAAGUUUACCACACAGUACUUGAGGAAUUUGGCCAGUGAGGCACAAAUUACUGAGUACAUGACUAUUUGCUCAUUAUAUGAAGUAUUUUUAAAUA
Molecule: messenger RNA, 2437 nt
Organism: Cherax quadricarinatus
Lineage: Eukaryota; Metazoa; Arthropoda; Malacostraca; Decapoda; Parastacidae
Source: RefSeq, a predicted model, not a curated record